This is a messenger RNA of Photinus pyralis (common eastern firefly), 386 nucleotides long. RefSeq lists its product as uncharacterized. The coding region runs from base 74 to 349 and encodes 91 amino acids. The record is from RefSeq and is a predicted model, not a curated record. Lineage: Eukaryota; Metazoa; Arthropoda; Insecta; Coleoptera; Lampyridae. The transcript is spliced from 2 exons.
AUUACCUCUAUUUUUAUCAACAGUAUGGACUUCGUAACAAUCACUUCAAUAAUGGCCUCUAAAGAAAUGGGAAAUGCGAAAUACGACCAAUGACACGGGCCAGCUUUUCCACGAGAUCGUGCAGGAGGACUCGAGAUUCCUAAUUAUCCCGCUAGUCGUCAUUAUACUGAUAAUGUUACUAUCGGCACUGGUUUAUCUGAUGGCGAAGAAGAGAAGUCAGGACACGCUGCGAGAAAAUCUAAUGCAGUUGUACGAGUUCGACUCGCUCGAAAGGGAAUGGGAGUCGUUCCAUCAGAGUUACGAACGAAACUACGGAUCGGUAUAUAAUUAUAAUUCGACCGCUGUAUAGAUCAAUCAGAAAUAAACGUUCCCCUGCUUUGUUUCGA